Messenger RNA from Trypanosoma brucei brucei TREU927, 1854 nucleotides. RefSeq lists its product as hypothetical. Gene Ontology annotation, biological process: adenosine catabolic process; inosine biosynthetic process. Bases 1 to 1854 code for a protein of 617 amino acids. The record is from RefSeq and is a predicted model, not a curated record. Lineage: Eukaryota; Euglenozoa; Kinetoplastea; Trypanosomatida; Trypanosomatidae. The transcript has a single exon. Gene Ontology annotation, molecular function: adenosine deaminase activity.
AUGGAGGGGCGGUUAUAUGACUUUGCACGUGCUUGGGCGCAGAGGGUUGGUAGUUGUGAUGAAAUUGAUGCUUCUGCCAUUCCAAAAGUUGACUUGCAUUGCCACCUCAACGGGAGUAUCAGCACUCCACUGCUUUCUCACAUGGAAGAAUUACAACGUGCGGCGCAGGGAAAACGCGAGGAAGAUGCAACUUCUUCAGAGGAUGUUGAUGCAGAGCUACAUCCGCGAAAUUUUAAGAGCGGAGAAGGAGGACUCAAACAACUGGAUUCACCGAGCGAACGAAUGAAGUACUGCUUUACUGUGUUUGAUAAUAUAUAUAAGGUGGUAAACAACCUCGCAUUCACGCGGAUGGCUGUGCAGGAUUUGCUUCUGCACUCUGCAGCAGAAAAUAUUGUUCUUCUUGAGAUACGGACAUCGCUGCGGGAGAAGCUUUAUAAAACUGCUGCCGCCUCAGUGGCUUCCGUAAACUCGGAGUGCGUCAGUAAAGAAGCAUAUCUGGAGGCGGUUACUUCUACCGUUCAGCACAUUUUAAAUGGCGGGUUGGUGGCAUUUGACACUGGAAACCUCCUUCCUAUAAGUGAAUCACCAACCACUGAGUGGUGGGCCGAGUUCCAGCGGUUAUACCCGUCAUUUUUUGAUGGAGGCACUUCCAGUGAGGAUAUGGGAUUGAAGUGGUGGGGCAAACUCCGCUAUCAUCUCCAGCACAGAAUGCAUGUUCGACUUCUCGUGUCUCUAAACCGAAGCCAUGGUGGUGAAGUGGCGAUGGAGGUAGCGCUUCUUGCCAAGAAACUGCAACACGAGCAGCUGGAAAACUUCUUCGAAAGCGAACGGCAAAUGUGCGCGGAAUGCCGCACUUCCGGCGUAGUGGACGGUUCAGCCAUAUCAGACGUGGAGUCGCGGUUGUGGGAUGUGAUUAGACGAACAUGUUGGGUGACUGGAAUGGAUUUCUCCGGUUAUUGCGGCAAAAACUCUUUUACUGAAUUCGUUCCCGCACUGAGCGAAGUUCGACGGGGUCGGGACGGGAAUGGCGGGGUUGUUACCAACCGUUCGCCGCUUGGGAUUACGAUUCACGCCGGUGAGAAGCCGGAUACGGCAGAACUCACCGAAAUAGUUGGGUUUGCCCCCGAUCGCUGGGGCCACCUCGUGUUCACAGAUCCUGCGAACCUCAAGACUAUAACAGCGCGGUAUGAUCCUAUCGAAUUGUGCCUGUCAAGUAAUCUUCUCACUGGUGGGUAUUCUUCCGUGGAGAAACAUCAUUUGACACAAAUAAUGUCCGCCCAGCAACAAGAGUGGGGGCGUAAUGUUGAGGACGUAAGGGAAAAUACGCCACGACUUAUCGAUAUUUUAUUGGACAGUGUGCAGCUCGCUGAAGCCAUGAGGUGCCGGGUGAAGCGUCGUUUGAUAUUCUGGAAGGAAACCUCCGACAAUGAAGAAGGGUAUAAGACGACUAUGGCUAAUAUCUCCUUUAACACCGACGACCGCGGGGUAUUUGAGACUUCGCUAACAGAGGAAUUGCAACUCCUUCUCCAUCACUCGACUAUGGGAGAAGAUUGUGAUGAUGCGGCACUUUCAGUUAGAGCCUUGUGGGCUCUUCAACGACUCACCGUUCCCCAUGCUUUUACGUUGCCUCUUGAAUUGUUGUAUUACGUAAAGCAACGCCAUGGCGCACCGAACGACGAGACUGAGCGCCAACUUGAGGCUUGUAGCUGCUGCUCCUGCGGUGGCUGCCAUCAUUUAUUACACGUGGAAAGUCAAUUGCAGAAACUUAGUGGUGCCGUGUGUGCGGAUUUGAGCUGCAUGGAGCUGGAGUGGCUACUCGAGACAUAUGAUGCUGCUUGGGGAUCCUCCACGUAA